AAGAGAGAGAGAGAGGGCGGAAUGCGAGGGUAUGUAUACACAGUAUACCGCAGCAGCAGCAGCAGCAGGCAUGUCCACACGGGUGCGAAACAGUCCAUGGCUUGAGCUGUAUUUCUCGGCCCGAUACACCAAUUAUGUAGCAAGCCGAUGUCCCGGAAACACAAUCUCAUCUCGCUUACUUUUAUUGAAUGCCAGCAGGACGAUAAAAAAACGUACGUGUAGCUUUGUGACAUUCCCACUUUAUCCUUUCUUUUUAUUCCACUUUGCAAACAACCUUCUACCCCCGAUCUUCGUUGCCACACCGUUCAAAUACCAUAUCUCUCAAAACGUCAAAUGAUCCCCACCAUACAGGACAACAGCAACCCACAAGCAUCUGCAGGUGCUACCGCUUUAUCCGAAAACAAGCCCGUGAUCGCAUUCAUCGGCGCCGGCAAUAUGGCCGAAGCUGUCAUCGGUGGCCUCUAUGCAAGCGGCCACCCAUCGACACACCUGCGGUUCUCAGAGCCGUUUGACGCACGACGUGAAUACAUGGAGUCCAAGUUCCCCCAAUGUAUGAGCACAACGGACAAUAACAAGGUGAUUGACGGCGCGGACGUGGUGAUUUUGGCAGUGAAACCCCAAGUACUGCGUCAAGUGGUGUCGGAUCUCAAGUUUACGGACACCAAUGUGCUCAUCAUUUCGAUCGCAGCAGGCAUCAAGACGGAGCAUAUCUUGCGAUGGUUGGAGACGCCACAGCCGGUGGUGCGAUGCAUGCCAAAUACCCCAGCAUUGAUCGGCGAGGGUGCAGUAGGAUUAUACGCGACGGAAAGUGUCAAUGAUGCACAACGUGACACAACAGUGGGGAUCAUGAGUGCAGUUGCCAAGCGGGUGAUGUGGGUCGACAAGGAGGCGGCUAUCGAUACCAUCACCGCCAUGAGUGGUAGUGGUCCUGCGUACUACUUUUUGUUCAUGGAAGCUAUGACCAACGCAGGCGUUGCUGCUGGAUUGACGCCGGAGGAGGCCAAUGAUCUGACGGUACAGACGUGCUUGGGAGCAGCAAAGAUGGCACAGCAGUCUGAGGAUGAUCUGGCAACGUUACGGAAAAAGGUGACGUCGCCCAACGGCACAACCGAAGCAGCACUCAAAACGAUGGAAGCAGCCAACAUCCGCCAGAUCAUCCAUGACGGCGUGUUCUCAGCUGAACGGCGUUCUCGGGAAAUUGCCGAUGAGAUGGGCAGAGAUCAGUAAAUAAUAACUCUUGCAUAGACCAGACGACUCCAAUCAUUUCAUAGCAUAGACCCUACCCUUCCGCACACACUUUCAUUGCUUCCCUUUGUUUGUAAAAAAAAAAAUUC
This is a messenger RNA of Zychaea mexicana, 1334 nucleotides long. RefSeq names its product pyrroline-5-carboxylate reductase. The transcript is spliced from 2 exons. Lineage: Eukaryota; Fungi; Mucoromycota; Mucoromycetes; Mucorales; Lichtheimiaceae. Gene Ontology annotation, molecular function: pyrroline-5-carboxylate reductase activity. Gene Ontology annotation, biological process: L-proline biosynthetic process. The record is from RefSeq and is a predicted model, not a curated record. Bases 334 to 1227 code for a protein of 297 amino acids.